AUGAUUUCAUCUUCUUUCUUCAGUGCUGUGUUGGCCAUUCUGGCUGUCAAUGGCGUGCAAGCUGGACCGUGUCGUCUAACCACUGAGACAUCACUUGCAAUUGAGCCAACCGCCACUGAGACCACUCUCCCUACCAACGGGGAGACAACUAUGCUCUCUGUCACUACCACCGAGGUUUCAGUUGCUACUACAGAAGUGACACCUGCGCCCUCCACUACAACGACCGAGGCCUCUGUUUCAACCUCUGGAGCAAACACAUUUUCUGAAGAUGCCUCUUCGACCGAAACUACGGGUGCCGAAACUACGGGUAAAGACACCACCACCACGCUGCUCACCACUACCAUGCAAACUCUUCAAUCUACUACAACUUCGACCUUGACUACCACAACCAAUGCAGCCUCUGGAGGUGGGGACUCAUGCAGCGACAAUAUCGACUGUCUCUUGUCUAUUGAACCGCUGUGUGCUCUGGGACUCUGCGUCUGUGUUGACGCUAGAUGUUCUCUGGCCAACCCCUAG
Molecule: messenger RNA, 516 nt
Organism: Fusarium poae
Lineage: Eukaryota; Fungi; Ascomycota; Sordariomycetes; Hypocreales; Nectriaceae
Exons: 1
Coding region: 1-516 (171 amino acids)
Source: RefSeq, a predicted model, not a curated record